Messenger RNA from Schizophyllum commune H4-8, 637 nucleotides. RefSeq lists its product as uncharacterized. NCBI's taxonomy places the organism in Eukaryota, Fungi, Basidiomycota, Agaricomycetes, Agaricales, Schizophyllaceae. The transcript is spliced from 3 exons. Bases 20 to 637 code for a protein of 205 amino acids. The record is from RefSeq and is a predicted model, not a curated record.
CGGGCCUCCACUUGCCAUCAUGCUGCCUUUCCCUGGCUCGCGCCUGCCGCGCACGUUCAACAGACUCGCGCGAGCCUCGCUGCUUGCUUCUCGGCCCCGUCUUUUCACCGUUUUCGGAAAGUUCUGGUUCCGACCAAACAAAUUGUUCCGCCGCAAUCCCGCCCUCCCCUGCCCAGUCCUUCCCGUGACCAGCCCACUCAUCCGAACUGCACCCUCAGGCCAUGAUUCCUACGCGCGCUAUCUACCGUCUAUCUCGCGCAAGCAGGCCAGCUGCACUCCCAAAAAGCCUGAUAACGCGCCCUGCUCCAACCCGAUAUGCAUCGACCUCCGCACCCGCGCCUCCCCCGCCCCGUCGCGCGCCGCCCCCAAACCCGCACGCGUCGUACUACAGCGAUAUCGUGCCCGCCAUGAUACCCAUCUUCCUGAUAGGUUCGGCGCGAUGGGCGGUACGCAGGGUUUGCAGCUGCUACACUCGUCUCUGGAGCACGAGCAGGCGAGCGACAAGGCGCUUGCGCGGAUAGCAGAGCUGGAGGCCGAGGUAGAUAGGUUGCAGGCCGAGCACUCGGUGCGGGGUGCAGGCACGAACGGGGCUGCUGCACUCCACGGUGGGUCCGGAGCGUGGUGGAAGUUCUGGUAG